GUAGCGGAUGUCUACAAUGGAGGCGGUGAGGCGGUGGGCGGAGUGAUCUUCACUCGUAAAGGUCGGGAGCGAGCAAUGGUGAUCGAUAACAAAUGUGAGGCUGGAAAUUGAUGAGAGAAAAUAAAGGCUGCUAGUUGACCUUUCUUACUUUUGACGUGCGGGCUUCCAGUCCACGCGUGACGAGGACAUUCGGACCAUGGAGAGGAAAAGCGUACAUGUCAGGCGUGUCCUGGGUAAACCACAGACGCUGCGAGGUCCAGCCAACAACUUUCACACGGAGGAGGCCAGCCAGGCUCGGCCUGCACAUUUGCUUCUUACUAAAGUUCAACGGAAUGGCCACAAGCACGCUCAUGACAAUGUCAGCCAUCAAAUCAGGGCCAAGCCAGACUUGAACACAACGCUGCCAGUUCGACAGACCGCAUCAAUCUUCAAGCAGCCAGUGACCAAAGUAACAAAUCACCCCAGCAACAAAGUGAAGACAGACCCCCAGAGGGCCGUGGACCAACCAAAACAGUUGUUCUGGGAGAGGAAGCUGAGCGGGUUAAGUGCUUUUGACAUUGCUGACGAGCUGGUGAAAACCAUGGAUCUUCCCAAAGGCCUGCAAGGUGUGGGGCCUGCCAGCUCUGACAAAACCCUGCUGUCCGCCAUCGCCAGCGCCCUGCACACCAGCCCCGCCCCCGUCACGGGCCAGCUCACGGCGGCCGUGGAGAAAAACCCCGGAGUGUGGCUUAACACGGCGCAGCCGCUCUGCAAGGCCUUUAUGGUGACAGACGAAGACAUCAGGAAGCAGGAGGACCUGGUGCACAGUGUGAGGAGGCGGCUGGAGGAAGCCCUCAUGGCGGAUAUGUUGGCUCAUGUAGAAGACGCCGCUGUGGAAACGCCCGCCAGCUCGCAAGAGGAGGAGGGGAAGGAGGCUGAGCGGGUGGAAAAGGAGGGGUCAUAGCCAAGGUACACAACUUAUCAUUUACCACAACUCAAGUCAUCAAUAAUCCUGGGGUUUUUUCCCAUCUCCCUCCCUUCAAGUGAAAUACAACUUCAACGUGGGGGUACUGGCUUUGUUCUAAGACUAAAUGAUGAUUUCUAUACGAGCGAAAAGGUGCUUCACGUUUAUUUGAGCUUUUACCUUCAUCAGCGUUUAGCAAAUGUGAAUGGUGCUAAUAAUACAGCUGCUAAAUACAAACGUAUGAAGGGUAAAUGAUGGUUGUAAAUGUUUGUCGCUUUGUGUAAACAACACUUCUGUUUCCAUUGGAGUAUAAUCCAAUGUUUUAUGCUGAGAAGUAUAGGAAAGGUUGCAGAAUGUCUCUUUGUGUGCUGAGAGAGACUUCAUAGUUGCUUUUCACUUCUUUUUGUUUUCAAUAACUUCUCUUUUAGGUCAUGUUUUGUAUUGACAACAAACCCAACACUGAUACUUAACUACUGUAUAUGUUCCAAUAUUGUUAAAUAAAUGCAUUGUUUGA
Entelurus aequoreus (snake pipefish) is the source of this 1457-nucleotide messenger RNA. Its product is annotated as methyl-CpG-binding domain protein 3-like. Lineage: Eukaryota; Metazoa; Chordata; Actinopteri; Syngnathiformes; Syngnathidae. The coding region runs from base 197 to 943 and encodes 248 amino acids. The transcript has 6 exons. The record is from RefSeq and is a predicted model, not a curated record.